AUGAAGGUUUUUGGCAAGUUCAUUGCAGCCAGCUUAAAUAAACUGCCCCCUGCUGAUUUAAUCAUGGCGCAAGGUAAAAUUCAAAGUUUAAUGCAAAAAUAUCGAUUGAAUGCGUUAAAUAAGACCAGUUCUGCUUCUGAGGCUUCCGCAUUAACUGCAAUUCAAUCACCAACCCUUUCUUGGGAUUCACCUCCUGCAACUACUUCCGCAUACAGCACUAAUUACCCGGUCAUGAACGAGGACACAGUUGCAAAUGUUGAUGCUGCUAUCGGAGAUAUUAUCUCGCAAGCAUGGAGUUCGACAAACUGA
This is a messenger RNA of Acanthoscelides obtectus, 309 nucleotides long. Lineage: Eukaryota; Metazoa; Arthropoda; Insecta; Coleoptera; Chrysomelidae. The record is from the annotation of a GenBank genome assembly.